UCAGUGGCAGACUGUCAUAUACACACAGGCACUGUUGUGUGGUUGAAUCUUUUUCACAGAGGUUGCUCUCAGUCAAAUCUCCAUCAACCGACAAAUUCAAACCAAGAUGGGAAAUGUGCACUGGCGUGCUGAGGACGCAGCCCAUGUGGCCUCUGUUGCUCGAGACAUCUGUCCUUUCCCAAACUAUAACCCCAGUACUCUUUUCGCUGACAUGCUGUUGGUCAACUCGUCCCUUCACCUGAGGAACCACUACACAGCAGUGCAGUCCUCCCUUACACCAAUGCAGCUGGAGGAUUUCACCCAGGACCUGAGGACCACUUUUGGCAGGGAGGGCAAGGUCACUCUCGGCGGCGUGGGGGUAGUGGCCCUGUCUCUGGCUGUGCUGUUUGACACUCUUGCUAAAAAGGUCAGGGGAGAGUGGGUGCCAGAAUUGGGGCCUAUUCCAGGUUUAUUUGUCAAAAACCCAAGAGGAUACUACCCACCACAUGUCUAUACGGCCAGCGAGUACCUGAGACUGGUACCCUACAUUGCAAACAACCCCACCAGGAUGAUAGAGCAGACAGAGUGGUACCUCAAGCAGCUGGUAACUGAAGACAAAUCUUUGGACAAAUUGGGAGAAAACCACAAGUUACUGCUGAAUGAAGACAUCACAGCACUCAAUGUGUUUCUGGGACGUGCUUUUGCAGUCAGUUUGAAGUUUCACCUGCUCCGCAUCAAAAACAUUACGGACAAUGAGUAUUUACUCAGCGAGAGAACUCCACCAGCUGAUAUGGUGUUUCAUUUAAACUGUGACCCAGAGGCUGCUGACAAAGAAUUUUUGGCUGAAGUACAAAAAUCUGACAAUCAUACCCAAGAAGCUUUUAAAAGAUGCAAGCCAAAAGGUGAUAUACCAACUACAUGGCUACAGCAUUUUGCCCAUCUAGUAUGGCUUGAUGCCCUGUAUAUGCCCAUGUAUGAAAUUGAUAAACAUGACGACUUAUUAAUUGCACAAAGAGGAGAUUUUGAUCUGAAGGCCCACGCAUUCAGAAAAUGGGUUGAGUAGUUCACUGCCCAAUUUUCCACAUACAGCUGAAAAGAAAUGGGGCAGUGUCAGUUGGGAAACUUUUUUUUUUUUUUAUUGACACAUUCACAGACUACUUGAACAGAAAAGGGAAUAAUUUAAAAUAUUGUACAAGGAGUACAUUUUCCCAAAAUCCACCACAAUUGGGACAGCGGAUGCAGUUAGUUAGGACACCUUGUUCUGGGCUUUAAAAAAAAUAAAAAUAAUUAUAAUUUCAAUGGGAAAAAUGCAGUCUAAAUUUGAACAAUUGUUACUAACAAAGUCAUUUGUUAACACAUUUUCUUAAGAAAAAGAAACAAUUUCUAAAAUUGUAACAUGUAUCAAUAAAUACUGGGAUAUGAAAA
Messenger RNA from Plectropomus leopardus (leopard coralgrouper), 1404 nucleotides. RefSeq lists its product as uncharacterized. The record is from RefSeq and is a predicted model, not a curated record. NCBI's taxonomy places the organism in Eukaryota, Metazoa, Chordata, Actinopteri, Perciformes, Serranidae.